Microplitis demolitor is the source of this 1127-nucleotide messenger RNA. It is a transcript of the gene Rack1, whose product is annotated as guanine nucleotide-binding protein subunit beta-like protein. Gene Ontology annotation, cellular component: cytosol; nucleus. The coding region runs from base 98 to 1048 and encodes 316 amino acids. Gene Ontology annotation, molecular function: ribosome binding; translation regulator activity; protein kinase C binding. The record is from RefSeq and is a predicted model, not a curated record. The transcript has 4 exons. Gene Ontology annotation, biological process: positive regulation of protein phosphorylation; rescue of stalled cytosolic ribosome. NCBI's taxonomy places the organism in Eukaryota, Metazoa, Arthropoda, Insecta, Hymenoptera, Braconidae.
CUAUACGGCCUUUUUCAAUCACUCGUCAACGCGUACAGAUCGUUGGAUUCUAAUCCAAUUGAAUCCACAAGUUAAACGUACUUUAACAAAACGAAAGAUGAGUGAAACAUUGCAAUUAAAAGGCAUCCUUUGGGGACACAGUGGAUGGGUCACCCAAAUUGCCACCAAUCCUAAAUAUCCUGAUAUGAUAUUGUCUUCUUCACGAGAUAAAACUUUGAUCGUAUGGAAACUCACUCGUGAUGAAACAAAUUACGGUAUUCCGCAAAAACGUCUCCACGGACAUUCUCAUUUUAUCAGUGACGUAGUUUUAUCAUCAGACGGUAAUUACGCUCUAUCUGGUUCCUGGGACAAGACUCUCCGCCUCUGGGAUCUUGCUGCUGGACGUACGACUCGUCGUUUUGAAGACCAUACCAAGGAUGUCUUAAGUGUUGCAUUUUCUGUAGACAACCGUCAAAUCGUCUCAGGAUCUCGAGACAAAACCAUUAAAUUGUGGAAUACUCUCGCUGAGUGUAAAUAUACAAUUCAAGAUGAAGGACACAGCGAUUGGGUCAGUUGCGUUCGCUUUUCACCAAACCACACUAAUCCUAUUAUAGUCUCAGCUGGAUGGGACAAGACUGUAAAGGUUUGGAAUUUAACCAACUGCCGUCUAAAGAUUAAUCACUACGGUCACACUGGGUACCUCAAUACCGUUACCGUUUCUCCAGAUGGUUCUCUCUGUGCAUCUGGUGGCAAGGAUUGCAAAGCGAUGUUAUGGGAUUUGAAUGACGGUAAACACUUGCACACUCUUGAUCACAAUGACAUUAUUACCGCAUUGUGCUUCAGUCCAAACCGUUACUGGCUCUGUGCUGCUUUUGGACCUUGGAUCAAGAUCUGGGAUCUUGAAAGCAAAGAAAUGGUUGAAGAGCUUAAAGCUGAAGUUGUGUCAUCAAACAGUAAAAUUGAGCCCCAAUGUCUUUCCCUCGCCUGGUCUACUGACGGUCAAACUCUAUUUGCUGGUUACUCAGAUAAUACAAUCCGUGUAUGGCAAGUCUCUGUUACUAGCCGUUAAGCUUUUUUGUAAAUUGCUUAAAAAAAUAUGAAAAUUCAAGAAAAAAAUAAAGCAAAAUAAAAUAAAAAAAUAAAAAUAA